Molecule: messenger RNA, 2500 nt
Organism: Ctenopharyngodon idella (grass carp)
Lineage: Eukaryota; Metazoa; Chordata; Actinopteri; Cypriniformes; Xenocyprididae
Product: CAAX prenyl protease 2
Exons: 7
Coding region: 841-1668 (275 amino acids)
Biological process (GO): CAAX-box protein processing
Cellular component (GO): endoplasmic reticulum membrane
Molecular function (GO): metalloendopeptidase activity
Source: RefSeq, a predicted model, not a curated record
GAGGGAGUGAGAUAUGCUAUUUAAAUGAAACUCGAUUAAGUUUAUAUUCCCAGGUUGGUGAUAUUGGCAAUUUUAGACGCUUAUCAUAUCUUGCUUCACAGGCGUAUUUUGGCGGGUAGAUUUUGUGGGAACAUAAGACUUUUUGCCUUUAACAUUUUUUUCUUUAAUAAUAAUUACUUGUUAAUAUCGUUUGUGAUAUGUUAAUAUUGAGAUCUGAUUGAGAUUCCCUUUUGCUGAGGCUCAUUUUGUUCAACCAUAACAUCUGUCAACUUUUUUACGAUCUAGUAAAACUAGUAAUCUGAAUAUUUACUUUAAUAAAAAAAAUGUUUGACUCUCUCUCUAAACUUCUUAAAAACAGACAAACCAGUCUGAGCCGCAUGUCCAAACAUGGGUAAAGUGAAUUUAAAAAGAAAAUGUGUAAUAAAACUAGCCACUUCAACUAUUAAAACAUUUUUAAUCAUUCAGUUGUAUAGUUGACAAAGAGAAGACAUGCAUAAACUGGACGUAAAAAUCAUGAUUAUUCAAUUGCUUUGCACUAGCUUGACAACAGAGGCUGCGUCAUGAACUGCAAGCAGCUUAAGCUCAUUAUCUUCUUUUCAGACAGCAGCAUGUUUCUUUGGAAUAACGGACGAUGUUAUCAAUCAAAACCCUUUCAGAGACUUUUGAUGGAGAGUGUUGGAUAUCUGUUAAGUGUUGUUUACUGCUUGCCUGUUUGUAUGUUGGGAGUUUGUAUGUAUGGAGGGGCAACUUACCCAGGUAGUGAUGAAGCUGUAUCUGUAAAGCACUGGGCUAUUAUUUGUCUAAUUGAAGAACAGUUCAGUCGCAGUUUAAAAUGUUUCAAUGAUGCCAUAUGCUCUUUUUUUUUCAUUCUUUAGGGAUCACCCAAACACAAUAAAAAGGCGUUUUAUCAGUGUUUUGUGUGUGUCAGCUGUUUCACCACUGGUUGUACUGGCAUGGACUCAUUACAUGAAAGUCAGGCCAAGUCCACCAUUGUGGGCCCUGCUGGGCAUUCGUCUAGAGGGCUUUGUGCCUGCCACUCUGCUGCCGCUGACACUCACUAUGGUGCUUUUUCUUGGACCUCUGACCCAGUUGGCAAUUGAGAGCCCAAGAGGACUUUUUCAUGAAAUUAAAACAGCCUUGAAUUCUCGGUCUUGGAGCAAGUGUGUGAAGGAUUUACGAUGGCUGAGGAACCACGUGGUGGCUCCAUUAACAGAGGAGUUCGUCUUUCGAGCGUGUAUGAUUCCCAUGUUGGUACCAUGCAUCGGUCCCACUGCUGCCAUCUUCAUCAGUCCGCUCUUCUUCGGUGUGGCACAUUUCCAUCAUAUCAUUGAACAGCUUCGCUUUGGACAAGACACUGUGUUUGAGAUACUAAUUUGUGCAGCUUUCCAGUUCACUUAUACCUCAAUUUUUGGAGCUUACACUGCCUUCAUAUUCAUAAGGACAGGUCAUCUGGUGGGACCCGUGUUGUGCCACUCGUUUUGCAACUGGAUGGGUUUUCCUGCCAUUGGCUCAGUUUUACUCCACCCACAGAGGCCUGUGAUUCUGUUCUUUUACCAGAUGGGUGUUCUGCUCUUCCUCAUCCUCCUCUUCCCCUUCACAGAUCCUGCUUUCUACGGCAUGACCCCCAUCUGCAGUCUACUGCUUACACCUCGCUCUGCCUGCACAUGACACAUCUUCACGGUGCCUGAGUGGAAAUGUACCUUAAAAUAUUUAAAAACAUGAUGGGGCAAGAGAUCCCUUCCUGAGAGCAUCAAAGACAGUAAAUGUAGCAUGUUGCUUUCAUGCAAAAGACUCAUGAAAGCAUACAUUCAUCAGCAUAGAUGCUAAGUUAAUGACUGUCAUAUUUCAUUUAUUUGCUUUUUUGUGGUAAUAGUUUUCAAAUUGGAGUGUAGAUCAGUGGCUCAUUCGAAUGAUUUAUUUUUUCAUGUUUGCCCCUUAUUUCUCUUUCAUUCAAUUAAAGUGCAGUUAUCAGCUGUCAUGCUGUUAAAUUAAAACCAGAUGCUGAUGUGUAUAUAGUAGAGGAGAUGCCAUUCAACAUUUAACACAGAUCUCAGUUGAGCAGCAUUCUCUGCCUUGUGUUCUAAAAGAAUUUUCAUUUACAUUGGGUACCAUUACAUUUAAACCCUUAUAUUGAAUGGUAUCCAUCAUGUCCAAUGAUUCUUUGUGUGAAUUUAAUUUCCAGGUAAACAAUCAGCUAUACUGCGAAUGAGCUUUUCGUCACUUCAUCAUAAAAGCUAAGAUGAGGUGUCUGAAAUUCUAACCACCAUCCGAAGGUUAUAUAUUGAUACUGUAUGUAAGUGUAUGUACAUUCAUUGUUGUGUAAAUAGUUACCCUUGCUGUUUAUAAUUUAUUAUCAUGUACACUACCCUUCUAAAUUUUUUGGUCAGUAAGCUUUUUUGGUCCCACUUUAGGUGACUUUAACUAUACUAACAAUUAAAUUAAUAAUUACCUGCAUGUAAAUACAUCUGUAAUUACAGCUAUAAUUACACUGUUCACCCUU